Messenger RNA from Salvia splendens (bonfire salvia), 387 nucleotides. RefSeq names its product two-component response regulator 24. The coding region runs from base 1 to 387 and encodes 128 amino acids. Gene Ontology annotation, biological process: phosphorelay signal transduction system. The record is from RefSeq and is a predicted model, not a curated record. Lineage: Eukaryota; Viridiplantae; Streptophyta; Magnoliopsida; Lamiales; Lamiaceae. The transcript has 2 exons.
AUGAAAAAGGGAGGGCAAAAAUUUAGCGCGCUUGUGGUGGACGACAACAAAAUGAUCCGUAAAGUUGAGGAGAAGUUGUUGGCGAGAUUCGGAUUUGAGACAAAAGUAGUGGAAAAUGGGGAGAAAGCUUUGAAAUUGUUCGACGACGGGUAUACGUUUGAUGUUGUUGUCAUGGACAUGGAGAUGCCCGUUAUGAAUGGGCCCGUGGCCACUCGUGCGUUGCGAGCAAGGGGGGUGGACUGCAUGAUAGUCGGGGUGACUUCCUGUGGUGACGGACCGGAGAAGGCGGAGUUCGAGGCGUCCGGGUUGAAUUGCUGUUGGGAGAAGCCGUUGAAUGCUGAGAUAGUCGGGACAAUCCUCAACAAGUUGGACAAUAAAAUGUCUUGA